Molecule: messenger RNA, 4105 nt
Organism: Magallana angulata
Lineage: Eukaryota; Metazoa; Mollusca; Bivalvia; Ostreida; Ostreidae
Product: ATP-binding cassette sub-family D member 1-like
Exons: 10
Coding region: 106-2343 (745 amino acids)
Biological process (GO): long-chain fatty acid import into peroxisome; very long-chain fatty acid catabolic process; peroxisome organization
Cellular component (GO): peroxisomal membrane
Molecular function (GO): ABC-type transporter activity; ATP hydrolysis activity; ATP binding
Source: RefSeq, a predicted model, not a curated record
UCUGACUCACGUGACUUAUCUUUUUGACAGGACAGACGAAAAUCAAUAGAACAGCGGAUGGAGAUGAUGAAGGAUUGAAGCAGAAUGUUCAUUUUAUCAUAAAAAAUGGUGGAAAUGUCCAAAAUGAUGCUGCCCAUGACUUUAAGUAAACCAACACGUAAACAAGUGGCUACGACGGCUGCAACUUGUGUCGUCUUAGCAUACUGCGCGAGGAAACUUUGGCCCCAACUGUGGUCUGCUCUCGGAAAAAAGAAAAGUAAGAAAUUGGAGACAGUGUUGAACAAAUUAGAGAGUGAAGGUAUCAAGAACAAGAAAAACGGUGCUUCCCACAAUGUCGAUAAGUUAUUUUACACGCAACUACGCUAUUUAUUAAAAAUAAUAAUUCCGUCAGUUUGGUCGAGAGAAUUCGGGAUUUUAGUUCUUCACACGGGUACCUUGUUUGCAAGGACAUUUCUGUCUAUCUACGUAGCAACACUCGAUGGCCGUAUAGUGCAGACAAUUGUCAAGCGGGACUUGAGAAGUUUCUUACUUAGACUGACUCAGUGGCUCUUGAUUGCUAUACCAGCAACGUUUAUCAAUAGCCUUAUUAGAUUCUUAGAAAGCAAGCUUGGAUUAGUGUUUAGAACUCGUCUAGUCAAUCAUGCAUAUGAGCAGUAUUUUUCUGAUCAGACCUACUAUCGGGUCAGCAACCUGGAUAGCAGAUUGUCCAAUGCUGACCAGUGUCUUACAGAUGACAUCAGUAUGUUUACGCAGUCUCUUGCCCACCUGUACUCUCAUUUGACGAAGCCCAUGCUGGAUGUAGCUCUUAUCUCUUUCACUCUGUAUUCCUUUGCCUCAAGUCGAGGUGCUAGUUCCAAAUGGCCAACUAUCAUUGCCACCAUUGUAACUUUCAUAACCGCUCAAAUUCUAAAAGCUGUCUCGCCAAAGUUUGGGAAGCUUGUUGCAGAAGAGGCAAAUAGGAAAGGGUAUUUGAGAUAUAUUCAUUCAAGAAUUAUCGCAAAUGCUGAAGAAAUUGCAUUCUAUGGAGGACAUAAGGUUGAACAAAACUUGCUGGUGAAGGCAUAUAAAGCACUGGCCCAGCAAACGGACCUGAUAUUCAUGAAGAGAUUGUGGUAUAUUAUGCUGGAACAGUUCUUGAUGAAGUAUGGCUGGAGUGCUAGUGGACUCAUCAUGGUGGCUAUCCCCAUAAUGUCCGCCCGUGGGGGUGGGAUCAGAGCUGAUGGAUCUUCCGUGGAUGAUGAUCCUGACGGAGGUGUGAGCGAGAGAACCAAGGUUUUCACCACGGCCAGAAAUCUGCUGAUAAACUCCGCAGACGCCAUAGAACGCAUGAUGUCAUCAUACAAAGAGAUCACUGAGCUGGCUGGAUACACGGCUCGCGUAACAGAGAUGUUCCACGUAUUUGAGGAUGUCAAAACGGGGAAGUACCAGAGAAGCAUGGUCACCAAGACCGUUCAAAGCAAAGCCAAACACGCCAAGAUCUCUGGACCAAUGCAAAUCAUGGGUAAUGUAAUGGACACUGAUGCUACCAUAGAUAUUGAGGACCUGCCCAUUAUCACACCCAAUGGAGACAUCAUUGUUUCUAGUUUAACAAUCAAGAUUGAGCCAGGCAUGCAUCUGUUAAUAACGGGACCAAAUGGAUGUGGGAAGUCCUCUCUAUUCCGCAUCCUUAGCGGUCUUUGGCCGGCCUACAAAGGGAAAUUACAUAAACCCCCACCCAGCAAAAUGUUCUACAUACCCCAAAGACCUUACAUGUCGCUAGGAACCUUCAGAGAUCAAGUUAUCUACCCUGACACGUACGACGACAUGAAGGAGAAAGGUUGCACAGACAAAGACCUGGAGAAAAUCCUGGAGAUUGUUAAUCUGCAGCUGAUUGUGGAGAGAGAAGGAGGCUGGGACUCCAGAAGUGACUGGAAGGAUGUUUUAUCUGGUGGUGAGAAGCAACGAAUGGGAAUGGCCCGCAUCUUUUAUCACAAGCCUCAGUUUGCCUUGUUGGACGAGUGCACCAGUGCUGUGUCCAUCGACGUAGAGAGCAAGAUUUAUCAGGCAGUGAAGGAUGCUGGGAUCUGUCUCCUGACCAUCACUCACCGCCCAUCUCUAUGGAAGUUCCAUACCCACCUACUGCAGUUUGAUGGGGAGGGUGGCUGGAGAAUGGAGGCCCUGGACACCAAUACUCGCCUGUCCCUCAACGAUGAGAAGCAGCGCCUGGAGACCCAGCUUGCCGGAAUGCCGGCCAUGAAGAACCGCCUCAAAGAACUGUGCUCCAUACUCGGGGAUGAUUCUGUGUUACUGUCCAAGUCAGACAGCUCCACAGACCUUCAGCUCACAGAGCAGGAGAGUUCUUGAUAAUAAUUCAGUUUUUUAACUUUUAACAAAUAUGAACAAGACUGCACUUUUUUUUCUUACUUUUAGGUAGAUAGAAAAUUUUAAAUUCUAUACACUUAGAUUAAGCUUGUGAUUGUUAAUUAUCUUUGUAAUUAAUUCUGGUUGAUCAAUAAUUCUGAUUAUCUGAUUACAAAUUUCAUUAUGUACAUGUAAAAGUUUAAGUUAUUCCAAUAACAUUUAGACCUUGUACGGGUACAGUUUGAGAUCAUCAAAUGUCAAAAAUCAAAUUCUGCAUGUAUAUUGAUAAUUUUUUCCCUCUCCAUUCCAUGUAAAUCGAAAUAUCAACAGUUUAUAACCCUGCAGAUACUUUUCAUCUGCUAAGUACUGUAGUUUCCUUAUUUAAUUACUUAAUUAUGCGAUUCAACAGUAUAGCAUCAAAUCGCGAGAAUGAUAAAAUUGCGAACACCGAAUUAUUAUCAUAAUUCCAAAUAGUUUACAUCUGUACAAAAAUUAAAGUUAGAUUUUAAAAUCUGCAAGAUGUGCAUAUUGCUAUUUUACCCAGAUAUUAAUUUCUCACGUUUAAUUAGGAAUUUACAGUAAAACGUCUAGACAUUUGAUUUAAAUAUUGUCCAUAUAAUGUACUCUACUUGUGGCUUGCUCAAGGGUUAUCAUUUUAUGUGAUCUUAUGCUAAUAUUACUACCAAAAGCCAGUUCAUUGUAAUGCAUUGUAAUUACUUUACAUUUUGAUUUAUUUUUAUUUUUAGAUUUUACAGUAUUACAUGUUUUAUUAUGUAUUUUGACUCUGAAGCCUUGAGCUCUUUUGAAAGGUUGACAAUCCGGUACCCAAGUACGUGUAGGUUAAAAUUGUUCGUCCAAGUAAAAUAACCAAUUGUUUUGCAUAUCAGCUACAUGUUAUGACUUUGACUUGCUAUGAUUUAAAAAUUAAAACUGUAAUCAGUAAGAAUUUGUCUAAAAAUGAACAGAUACAUUUGACAGACCUGAGUCCAGAAAGAUCUUAGCAUUAAGUCAAAGUUUUGAUUACCUACAAGAUACAUGUACUUAUUAUUUGUUAUCAAUUAUACAUUUUUAUUGAAAAUGGUGGACACAACACAGGAACAAAAUUUUAUAAUAAAUUCAAUUGUAAUGUUUGUUAAUGAUAAAACUUGAAUAGUGCAUACCAAUUUUCAGUAAAGUCUUAUACAGCUUCAAGCCCCUAAGGCCAGGACUGAUGUCACUAAGUAUAUACAACUAUUGGUAAUUUUCAUUCACAAUUCCAUUCUUUGCAUUCUUUGCAUUCAUUCUUAAAAUGGCACCAGAUGCCUAGAAGUUGUAUGUGUUGAAAGUGUUACUAGUAUUAAGAAAUAAUGGUUGCUCUGGAUAUCAACUAUCUUCAUGAACAAGAAAGUCUGUAUUAUUUAGAGGUACGGUAGUUUGAGAGGCUAAAAUAUAUACCUACAAUGUUUGUGUUCAUCAUUACAAAACACGCUAACUGUCUGAAAAAGAAAAUUAUAAAUGUAAUCGAAAAUGAUGCAUUCCAUGUUUGAAUUACAAAAGCACGACUAAUGAUGAGAUUACAAAAUACCGUAGCAAUAUUGUUACAUAGAUGUAUAAUUUGAUGGACUAAUUGUAAUGUUAUGUCUCUUAAAGGAGGUUGGACACUACUACACAUAAAUUGUGAAUUGAAAUCAAUAUGUCCUGUUAAGUUUUUGUUAAGUUGAAUGUUUGAUUGAUAGCUCUCAGCUAGGCAUGUGUACACGUGAUGCUGAUACCUUUUUAGCCAAAC